AUGGCUCACUUCCUGUUCCCCGCGAGCGCCAGCGCCGACAAGGCGAAGCGGAAAGACGACUAUCCUGCUCUGCUGGCCGACAUCGUCCGCGGCGCCACUGACUCCAUCGAUGGCUUAAUUCUCUUUCGCAGCCUUCUGACCGGCCACAGCAACGGCUCCGACACCCUUGGCUUCAUGGGUUUCGACGCACAUGUGGGCGAGACCGGCUGCCACCUCAGGGCAGGCAUGGUCAACGACCUCUUCACAACAUACAGCUGUCUCCUUCAAAGCAACCCCGAAGCAUGGCAGGCGGUAGAGUUCUGGCUCGACGAAACAAUCGCACGACUCGAGGCCGUCAUCACUCAAGCCCGCACCGCCUGCGUCAGGCUUACCAAGGACAAGGUCAAGCCCAGUCUGCUGGGGUUCAACCAGAAACAAGAGACGCCUCGAAAGGUCCUCGUCCAACUUGGAUGGUCCGAGCCGGAGCAGACCUUCGGUUUCGCGACCAGAGAAGAGAGGGCAGCCCCAGUCUUCGACCCAUUAACUUCGACAUCCUCGAGCACAACCCUCCAAGUCGACAGUACCACAGACCGAAGUCGGACAGAUUGGCAAAUCCUCAACUCUGUCAUCCUCUCCCGCUUUGUCGUCUACGCCUAUGUGCUUUCCAAGUACAAGGCGUUUAGCUUUUAUAACGGCUCCCCAAACGGCAGCCUCCAGCCGCAGGCGGCUGACAGCUUCACCCGGGAGCUGAUGGAGAACAGCUGGGACAGUGGAAGUGCGAAUGUCAAGCGUUCUGGCAUGAGGCGUCUAGAAAACGAGUUUCGCGACUUGCAAGUGUGGCUCUCGCAGCUGAGUUGUGCUUGGCUGCAGUCCCUGGCGAAGCGUUCCGAUCUCGGGUACGACAUGUCUAGGUCAGUAACAGUCCCCAAGUCUCCGACCCUCUGCCUCCGGCAGACUGCUCACACUGUAGACAGAUUAAUUUCCAGCACAACCCAAAAGUCAAAACUGGGGCUCACAGCUGCUGCUUGUUUCCCCAGUUAUCUUCUCCAGCGCGAAUUUCUCCUCCGCCAGUCCACCCCUAUCAUCCUCGUCGAUAAGCAUUUCUGCGCCAAUGGGUAUCACAUCAAUGUGUUUGAGGCCACAGUCGCCCCCACCCCAAAAACGCGCCCGAGCGGGUUCCUCGGGCGAGCCAAGUCUCUCUUCAAGUGCCUGCUCCCAAACAUCCGCAGCAAGAUUAAGAAGAACAACCAACCGCCCCCCGCCAACAGCAACAGCCUCGAAAGCCCACUGGGCCUGGCGCUGCGGUGGCGCAUCAAACAAACCUCUAUCGACGCGCUCAUGGCUGAAGGCGACCCCACAACACCGCACAUGGUGGUAACGGGUAACAGCCUGCGCGGGCCGCAUCGGCAGUACACCGACCUAGUGCGGGCGUCUCUGUCGGCGGAGCCGGGGAGUCGACCAGCCAACUCGUUCCCCCACAAUACCAGCAGCAACAGCGAAAAGCCUGCUACCACAUCUUCAUCAUCACCAUGCCGCUGCGCGGAGAACGAGGCGCACGUUGACGAGUUCCUGCGUGCGGACCACGACCGCAUCGCGUUAUCCUUCUUUGCUGUGCACUGCGCGUACUCAUUCCCGCUGACAGGCGAAGAGAAGGACGAGGUGGCUUUUGUGGACAAGGCCAUGGACGCUUGGGUUGAGGAAAAGGAACAGGCGCACAGGGGUGUGGCGUCGCCGGCGGCGCUGUGGAAGGCAAGCCGCGACGAGGCGGAUAUCCUCGGCACCGGGACGGGCAGCAUGCACCUCUUCCGCUGGCAACAUGCCUUCGCUGAGAGCAAGGGUCGGUUGGGCUGGUUACUGGAGAGGUCAUUGAACGCGGCCGAGUUGAUGCCGCUAAAAGCGGUCAUGCCAGGGGAAGAUGGUGAUUCUUAG
This is a messenger RNA of Chaetomium globosum CBS 148.51, 1908 nucleotides long. RefSeq lists its product as uncharacterized. The record is from RefSeq and is a predicted model, not a curated record. The coding region runs from base 1 to 1908 and encodes 635 amino acids. The transcript is spliced from 2 exons. Lineage: Eukaryota; Fungi; Ascomycota; Sordariomycetes; Sordariales; Chaetomiaceae.